This is a messenger RNA of Labeo rohita (rohu), 5464 nucleotides long. It is a transcript of the gene vcla, whose product is annotated as vinculin a. The coding region runs from base 213 to 3662 and encodes 1149 amino acids. Gene Ontology annotation, biological process: cell adhesion. The record is from RefSeq and is a predicted model, not a curated record. Gene Ontology annotation, cellular component: actin cytoskeleton. Gene Ontology annotation, molecular function: actin filament binding; structural molecule activity. Lineage: Eukaryota; Metazoa; Chordata; Actinopteri; Cypriniformes; Cyprinidae. The transcript has 22 exons.
CCCUCGCACUCACCGGGCGCCUUGCUUUGGUUAUCCACAAGAAGGCGUCGGUCGUUGAGGAGGCGUUUAGAGAUUUCUCUGCAUGAGUGGAAUAGACUUGGGAAUAGACGUUUGGAUCGUGGUGCCCUUGGAAGAAAUAACGGGGGAAAGCGCAGGACAGAGCGAACUCGUGCCUUUUUUUCCACUUGUGUUGAGGAUAUUUAGAUUUCAGGAUGCCAGUUUUCCACACCAAGACGAUAGAGAGUAUCCUGGAGCCGGUGGCUCAGCAGAUUUCCCACUUGGUUAUCAUGCACGAGGAGGGCGAAGUUGAUGGGAAAGCGAUCCCAGAUCUCACCAGCCCAGUGGCGGCAGUGCAAGCGGCUGUCAGCAACCUCGUGCGGGUGGGGAAGGAGACGGUACAGACCACAGAAGACAAGAUUAUGAAAAGAGACAUGCCUCCGGCCUUCAUUAAGGUGGAGAAUGCUUGUGCAAAGCUGGUGGAAGCAGCUCAGAUGUUGAGAACAGACCCGUACUCUGUCCCGGCCCGUGAUUACCUCAUCGAUGGCUCGCGGGGAAUCCUCUCUGGCACUUCAGACCUGCUUCUGACCUUUGACGAGGCAGAGGUGCGUAAAAUUAUCCGGGUGUGUAAAGGCAUCCUGGAGUAUCUGACCGUUGCAGAGGUUGUGGAAACCAUGGAGGAUUUGAUCACUUACACUAAAAACCUGGGACCAGGCAUGACGAAAAUGGCAAAGAUGAUAGACGAGCGGCAACAGGAGCUGACACACCAGGAGCACCGUGUGAUGCUGGUCACCUCCAUGAACACAGUGAAGGAACUGCUGCCCGUGCUUAUAUCAGCCAUUAAAAUCUUUGUGACAACCAAGUGCACUAAGAGUCAUGGCGUGGAGGAGGCCUUGAAGAACAGAAACUACACGUUUGAGAAGAUGAGCGCCGAAAUCAACGAGAUAAUCAGAGUGCUGCAACUCACUUCAUGGGACGAGGAUGCCUGGGCCAACAAAAAGGACACAGAGGCCAUGAGGAGAGCACUAGCACUGAUCGAGUCAAAGAUGGGUCAGGCUAAAGGUUGGCUGAGGGACCCUAACGGUCUACCAGGAGAUCCAGGAGAGCAUGCGCUGCGUCAGAUACUGGAUGAAGCAGGAAAAGUGGGUGAGCUUUGUGCGGGUAAAGAGAGACGAGAGAUCCUGGGAACAGCCAAGACCUUGGGCCAGAUGACGGAUCAGGUGUCAGAUGUGCGCGCCAGAGGUCAGGGUGCUACCCCUAUGGGUAUGCAGAAAGCUCAGCAGGUUGGCCAGGGUUUGGAUAUUCUGGUGGGGAAAGUGGAGAACGCUGCUCGGAAGCUGGAGGCUCUGACCAAUGCCAAACAGGCCAUCGCCAAGAGAAUCGACACAGCUCAGAGCUGGCUGGCCGAUCCUAACGGUGGUCCGGAGGGGGAAGAAAACAUCCGUGCUCUUCUGGUGGAGGCCAAGCGCAUCGCUGACCUGUGUGAAGACCCUAAAGAGAGAGACGACAUUCUGCGCUCCAUCAGUGAGGUUGCAGGACUUACUGCGAGACUGGUUGAACUUCGUAAAAUGGGUAAAGGGGAUACUCCUGAGGCUAGAGCGCUUGCCAAACAGAUUGGCACAGCUUUGCAGAACUUGCAGGCAAAGACUAACCGUGCUGUGGCCAACAUGAGACCUGCCAAGGCAGCUGUUACACUAGAGGGCAAAAUGGAGCAGGCCUUGCACUGGAUUAACAACCCUGGAGUGGACGAUCAUGGAGUAGGCCAGGCUGCCAUACGGGGGCUGAUAGCGGAAGGCCGCCGGCUGGCGAACUCUCUACCAGGACCGUACAGACAGGAUCUGCUAGCAAAGUGUGAGCGAGUGGAGCAGCUGAUGAUGCAGUUGGCAGAUCUUGCGGCGCGAGGAGAGGCAGAGAGUCCUCAGGCGCGCGCUGUGGCUGCUCAUCUUCUGGAGGCAAUUAAAGAUUUGAAGGCGAAGAUGCAGGAGGCAAUGACCCAGGAGGUGUCUGAUGUUUUUAGUGAUACGACCACACCAAUUAAACUCCUUGCAGUGGCAGCAACGGCGCCUCUUGAGGCCCCCAACAGAGAGGAGGUCUUUGAAGAAAGGGCGUCUAACUUUGAGAAUCAUGCCGGUAGACUGGGUGCUACAGCGGAGAAGGCCGCUGCUGUGGGAACAGCCAAUAAGAGCACAGUUGAAGGCAUCCAGGCAGCUGUGAAAUCAGCCAGAGAUCUAACACCUCAGGUCACUUCUGCUGCACGAAUUUUGCUGAAAAACCCUGGCAACCAGGCCGCAUACGAGCACUUUGAGACCAUGAAGAACCAAUGGAUUGACAACAUUGAAAGAAUGACCAGUCUUGUGGAUGAAGCCAUUGACACGAAAUCCCUCUUGGAUGCUUCGGAGGAGGCUAUUAAGAAAGACAUUGAUAAAUGCCGGGUGGCAAUGGCUAAUGUUCAACCCCAGAUGUUGGUUGCAGGGGCCACCAGCAUUGCCCGGCGGGCUAACCGGGUCCUUCUGGUGGCCAAACGGGAAGUGGAGAACUCAGAGGAUCCUAAAUUCAGAGAACUGGUCAAAGCUGCUUCAGACGAACUUGGUAGAACAAUCUCACCCAUGGUUAUGGCUGCCAAAGCCGUGGCAGGGAACAUCCAAGAUCCAGGUUCACAAAAGAUCUUCCUGGACUCUGGCUACAGGAUCUUGGCUGCUGUUGGGAAAGUCAGAGAAGCCUUCCAGCCUCAGGAGCCGGACUUUCCACCUCCACCUCCAGACCUUGAUCAGCUGCAUGUCAGUGAUGAUCAGGCUCCUCCCAAACCGCCUCUCCCAGAGGGAGAGGUUCCUCCCCCGAGACCUCCACCCCCAGAGGAGAAAGACGAGGAGUUCCCUGAGCAGAAAGCUGGCGAGAUGGUGAGCGAGCCAAUGAUGGUAGCGGCCAGGCAGCUACACGACGAGGCCCGUAAAUGGUCCAGCAAGCCACCCCAGCCUCCCCAGCCUCCCCAGCCUCCCCAGCCUCCUCAGCCUCCCCAGCCUCCUCAGCCUGAAGUGACAGAUGAGGGUUUUGAGGCGGAAGUAGAUAUAGACGAUGAGGAUGAAUUCACAGACAACGAGGAUGAUUAUGAGCCAGAGCUGCUCUUAAUGUCUUCCAAUCAGCCAGUUAACCAGCCCAUUCUGGCCGCUGCGCAGUCUUUGCACCAGGAGGCUCGCAAGUGGUCCAGUAAGGGUAAUGAUAUCAUUGGAGCAGCUAAGCGCAUGGCCCUGCUCAUGGCGGAAAUGUCUCGCCUAGUGCGUGGAGGCAGUGGGAAUAAACGUGCCCUCAUUCAGUGCGCAAAAGACAUCGCCAAGGCCUCCGAUGAGGUCACACGGCUGGCUAAGGAGGUAGCCAAGCAAUGCACCGACAAACGGAUUCGCACAAACCUGUUGCAGGUUUGUGAGCGUAUCCCAACUAUCAGCACUCAGCUGAAGAUCCUGUCCACAGUAAAGGCCACUAUGUUGGGACGUACAAACAUCAGUGAGGAAGAAUCUGAGCAGGCUACGGAGAUGCUUGUGCACAAUGCACAGAACCUCAUGCAGUCUGUGAAAGAGACGGUCAGAGAAGCUGAAGCCGCCUCCAUCAAGAUCCGCACAGAUGCAGGGUUCACUCUUCGCUGGGUCCGAAAGACCCCCUGGUACCAGUAAACUGAGGACUCGUUGUUUUCGAUUAGCAAUUCGCAUCCUUGCCUUUUCAAACGUGUGGGAUCUGAUAAGGGGUGGCAGUGUGGAGAGAAUGAACCCUAUCUGAUUUUUAUACCUUUGGACAUCAGCGUUCGGCUCUAGUUUCGGGUUGACUGGUAUUACUUAUUUUUAUUUACUUGCUGGUAUUGGUACUUGGUACACCUACGCUGCUUCUUACGGAGGCUGUUUUUGUCCGGAAGGUUUGCUGUUGUUACCUUUAUCUCACACUACUGAGGUAUAGUGUAGGAGUAUACAGGAAGCAGAUUUUUAAAUAUAUAUUUUUGGUAUGUUGGGUUUCCAAAUUCCAGGUAUAUAUAUAUUUUUUGCAUGAAGAUGUUUUCUAUUUUCUAUUGGAGAAAAAUGGCAUGAUGCCUCUCUCGAACAACGUCGGAGUUCAUGAUGAAGAUGAAAUUUACUUUAAAUUAGUUUUUGACAAUUCAAUUUUCUUAUUGAAAUGUAUAUAUUUAUAUUUCCUAUCUUUCAUCAGAACAUAAUCACAGAUCACUUUUUAGUCGCAAAUAUACAACACAAUGUUGUACGUUUUACUUUGCUAUUCAAAAACCCUAUGGCUGGUGGUUUUUAAGUCACAAUUCACUAUAAUUAACUGUUCUUCGCUCAUAUUUAUAAUGAACUUUUGCUUAGCUAUUUAUUAAAUAUUAUAUUGCCUUUUUUGAUGGGUCGUGCCAUUACAAAGAUGUAUUUUGCAUGGCAUGGUUGAUGCCAAAGAUUUUGUUUUUUUACACUUUAGCUAUCAAAUAAACACAUCUAUGGUGUAACACUACUUAGACAUGUAAAAGCUUAGAUAGUUAACACUUAAAUUCUUUAUACUUCAUUCACACUCUUCUUUCUGAUAAGCUUGUUGAGAGAGUGAACCAUUGUUUAAAUUUGUUCAAAGAAAAGCACAAUCCUCACAACAGUUGAACUGUUCUUUCUUAUCUCAGUCUGUUUACAGUUUACAGCUGUAAUUUUGACGUUUAUCUGCGUGAUUGUGUUUGUAGUAUAUUGAUGAUGGAGCUGUCUUAAUGUUUUUACCCAUUUAAAAAGAAUGGGUAACAAGACCCAGGUGGCUUGUUUAAAUGUAAUGCUUAUGUGUUUGGAGAUGCUUAAAAUGCAGAGUUUACCCAAAAAAAACCUUUCUGUUGUCCUAAAACUGAAAAUGUUUUUGUCAAUGCAUUGAAAGUCAUGUUGUUUUGGACCCCAUUGACUUUCAAGUAUAGACAAAAACAGAGAUAUUUUUCAAAAUGUCUUCUUUUGUGUUCCCAGAAGAAAGUCAAGUUUGGAAUGACAUGAGGGUGAGUAAACUGCAGAUUUUUUUGGGUGAUCUAUCAUUUUAAGGACAGUAAAUUCACAGUAUAGAAUCAAAUGUGUGGAAAUUGUGCAAUUAUAGUAUGAAAAUCCCAGUAGCACAAGCUCAUCACCAUUAUUAGCUGAAGAUGCGCUCUGAAAUUUUCUGUACAGCUACACGAACACUAUCAAGAUGCUUCACUGCCUUGCAUUCACUUAAAAACUCUUAUCUACAACAUAUACAUUUAAAGGAGUACCUUUUCAGCCCAAUAUAGUGCCUCGUUGUGAAAGUUUACAGGGCUGUAUUUGUAUGUGAAAUAGCAUGUUGUGGGUUCUGAUGACAUUUAGAAAGGGUGAAAUUACUGCUUUGUGAAUGUAUAUAUGACACUAAUGUUGACUUUUUCAGUGUCACAGAAAAAAAAACAUCUUAUGUGCCUCAGAUUAAUAAAAAAACAGUUAAGGUGUUUUGUUUGGCAACUUCA